Messenger RNA from Capsella rubella, 2636 nucleotides. RefSeq names its product tyrosyl-DNA phosphodiesterase 1. NCBI's taxonomy places the organism in Eukaryota, Viridiplantae, Streptophyta, Magnoliopsida, Brassicales, Brassicaceae. The coding region runs from base 201 to 2234 and encodes 677 amino acids. Gene Ontology annotation, cellular component: nucleus. Gene Ontology annotation, biological process: single strand break repair; double-strand break repair. Gene Ontology annotation, molecular function: protein binding; 3'-tyrosyl-DNA phosphodiesterase activity; double-stranded DNA binding. The record is from RefSeq and is a predicted model, not a curated record. The transcript is spliced from 15 exons.
GAAAAUAAAAAUAAAUGUCUGAGCCCGGGUUCGAACCGGGGACCUCUAGUGUGUGAGACUAGCGUGAUAACCGACUACACCACCCAGACUAUGAUGACUACAAGCCUUGAAUAAGCGUAUAAUUAGACAAGACAAAGAGCCACCGUGAUGAUGAUGCGGUGGUGAUUGUCGCCGCCGGCGUGAGAACCGUUACCGUUACAAUGAGUUUGUUGAUUAAAUUCUUACUUACUUCCCCAUUGAAACACCCAAAAAUUUUCGCCAACUUCUUACUUGAUCCCAUCCAGUGUUUUGGGUUCACUAAAACGCUGCGUUUUGCUUCCUCUUCUUCUUCUUCUUCCUCAGCUCACUUCAAGCUCAGACACUUGUCUUCCUUAAUGGCUCACUCUCAGGUUGCGUAUUUGAUCCCACUGAAAGCAGAUUUGAAGGAAGACGAGUCAUCUCCGAGGAUAACUUUAUCUGAAGGUCCAAACAUCAUUGGCCGUGGCAACGUUUCAAUCGCUGAUAAACGUCUCAGCCGCAAACACAUCACCAUCAUCGUUUCUACGUCUGGCUCAGUGUCCUUGUCUGUGGAAGGAACGAAUCCAGUGGUUAUUAGGUCUUCCGGCGACGGCGAGAGGAAGAAAUUAAAACCCUGUGAAAAGGUUUUAGUAAGUAAUGAUGAUCUUAUUGAAUUGAUCCCUGGUCAUCAUUUCUUUAAGCUAGUUUUGCUAUCCACUGAAAGCAGAGGGAGCCAUGAAACACCUGCUAAGAAAGCUCGAAAGGGUGAAGCACAAGGAGUCAAUGAUGAUGAUGUAGAGGCGAUUCGUCGAUUUGUUCCACCUGAUGAGAAACUGCCUUCAACGUUUAGGCUUUUGAGUGUUAAUGGAUUGCCUGAUUGGGCUAAUACCUCUUGUGUUUCCAUUAAUGAUGUCAUUGAGGGAGACGUUGUUGCUGCAAUCCUAUCGAAUUAUAUGGUCGAUAUAGACUGGUUGAUGUCAGCUUGCCCGAAACUGGCCAACAUUCCUCAGGUUAUGGUCAUCCAUGGAGAAGGUGAUGGUAGGCAAGAGUAUAUACAGAGGAAAAAGCCAGCUAAUUGGAGUCUUCAUAAGCCCCGGUUACCUAUUUCAUUUGGGACACACCAUUCGAAAGCUAUAUUUCUUGUCUAUCCAAGAGGUGUGAGAGUUGUUGUACACACUGCAAAUCUGAUCCAUGUUGAUUGGAACAACAAAAGCCAAGGUUUGUGGAUGCAAGAUUUCCCUUGGAAAGAUGAUGACAAAGAUUCACCUAAAGGUUGUGGAUUCGAAGGUGAUCUUAUCGAUUACCUCAAUGUUCUUAAGUGGCCUGAGUUUACUGCAAGCUUACCUGGUCGUGGUAAUAUGAAGAUCAAUGCAGCCUUCUUCAAAAAGUUUGAUUAUUCCAACGCUACGGUUCGUCUAAUUGCAUCGGUCCCUGGAUACCACACUGGUUUGAACUUGAAUAAAUGGGGACACAUGAAGCUACGAACUAUCCUUCAAGAAUACAUUUUUGAUAGAGAGUUCCGCAGAUCCCCUUUAGUUUAUCAGUUUUCUUCACUUGGUUCUUUGGACGAGAAGUGGUUGGCUGAAUUUAGAGAUUCUUUGUCUUCUGGUCUUACAGAGGACAAAACUCCUCUUGGUCCAGGGGAUCCGUUGAUAAUAUGGCCUACUGUAGAAGAUGUCAGGUGUUCUCUAGAGGGUUAUGCUGCUGGCAAUGCAAUCCCGAGCCCAUUGAAGAACGUGGAGAAACCAUUCUUAAUAAAAUAUUGGGCUAAAUGGAAAGCCAAUCAUAGUGCUCGCUGUCGUGCAAUGCCACAUAUAAAGACAUUCACACGUUACAGCGACCAGAAGCUUGCAUGGUUCUUGCUAACCUCAUCGAACCUUAGCAAAGCGGCUUGGGGAGCACUUCAGAAAAACAAUUCCCAAUUGAUGAUACGUUCCUACGAGUUGGGCGUCUUGUUCCUACCAUCUCCAACGAAAGCACAAGGUUGUAAAUUUCCGUGCACCGAGAACAAUACAAGUGUAGUGAAGGCAAAACAAGAGACGAAAGACGAGGUAGAGAAGAGGAGUAAGCUAGUGACAAUGAGCUGGCAAGGAGACAGAGAUUCGCCUGAGAUAAUCUCAUUACCAAUUCCUUAUCAACUACCUCCUACGCCUUACUCACCAGAAGAUGUUCCAUGGUCAUGGGACCGAGGAGGCUACACGAAGAAGGAUGUGUAUGGACAAGUCUGGCCAAGAUAGUUGAUGAUAGCUUUAAGUUAGCUAUUAUUACUUGAGAGAUUGGCUUUAUGGAUUUUACUUACUCAGUUAUGGAAGAAAACCUAAUCUUUGAUUUAAUGCUUAGCGAACUUAUCAAAUAGAUGGAUACCUCAGUGUGAGAAGAGAUAUAUAAAUUUGUGGAUUGAUCUGGAUUAGUCCACCAAUGGAUAGGAUAGGAUAGGACUUGGGUUAAUAAAGUUAGUUUUUCUAGUCUGUAAAAGAGAAUAGGCCUGUCGGCUUCACUCUGCCGUACGAACGAGGUUGAAAGGUUAAAAAAUCUCGUGGGCCAACAGAGUCGUUUACGAGUUGGCUAAUUUUAUUUGUUUACAUUUGUAUCAAAAUCAUUUUAUGGAUAUAAAUAGUUUUGUGAUUUAUUAUUUUAUA